ACACCGUGGUGCAGAGAUAAGAGCCAAGGCGACAAUCCGGGACUGUCGCGGUAUUGUCGCUCAUAGAUGUGAUAUACGAGGAUUAGAUGGCUGACUACCUACUGUGUCAGGAAACUCGGCGCUGGCAGUCAAGUUCUCAUAAAAGGGCGGACGAAGAGGCCAUUGAGCGUCAGCCCUUGACUCCAUCGACAGCAAUGGAUGCUAGCGCUACCUAUUCUCAUGGCUGUCAUGACAAUGCAAACGUUGACGAAGUCUCAGUCAUUGUAAUGGCGCUACAGCCUCCUCCACCGGCAUCUGCCUAUCAGCGCGCAACAUGGAGGAUGCAACCUGCUGCCGCAUCAAAUGCCUCUAAUUUUCCGUCCCGAGGGCUAACUGUAGCAACAAGCCUUGGGCACAAUGCAGCAACUGAUAUUGACCGCGGGGAAGAGCAUGGCGAUACAUUGUCUCCGAGUUUGUCUAGUCCAGAUACUUCCACACAAGGUCUGCGCACGCCAACAGAUUCACCUGACAUCUCUCACUUGUCAUUGGAGGAGAAGGAAGAAAUCAAGGAUCAAACUUAUUUCGGUAGAGAGCGGGCAACUCGCCCCAAUAUGCGUACUAUGCACGUUGAGUCGUCGCGCAGACGUGCAGACGUAGCAAUGGAGGCUCGAUUGAGAUCCAUUGAUCAGAAAAUGCCCGUAAUAUGUACGCCGUCACUGGACAUUCACGGGCUAAAUCACAUGGGCUAAUUGUGGACCACAGCGCAAGGCUACGGAGUAUUAGUCGUAUGUCUCUCUCGGGUCAAGUGUCUUCUACUAUCUAAAUGUAGCAACUCCACCGUUGCAGGAUAUACUUCGAGAUGAAAGGGACAAGAGUUCCGGUCAGACUUUCCUACUCCUUAUUGAUCUCGG
Molecule: messenger RNA, 890 nt
Organism: Rhodofomes roseus
Lineage: Eukaryota; Fungi; Basidiomycota; Agaricomycetes; Polyporales; Fomitopsidaceae
Exons: 3
Coding region: 87-728 (213 amino acids)
Source: RefSeq, a predicted model, not a curated record